This is a messenger RNA of Dreissena polymorpha, 771 nucleotides long. RefSeq names its product brain protein I3-like. The transcript has 3 exons. The coding region runs from base 129 to 527 and encodes 132 amino acids. Lineage: Eukaryota; Metazoa; Mollusca; Bivalvia; Myida; Dreissenidae. The record is from RefSeq and is a predicted model, not a curated record.
GCAUGCAAAGCAAUUUAUGAAAAUUUACGCGCUGUCCCUCUAACGGCUGUUAUCAGUGAAACUGAAAAUCCAAGUGCCUUUACUGCAACACUUCAUUUCAACUUGGCUAUCCAAAGGAGCGAAGUAAAAUGUCAGUGCAACUGCCUAACAAAUCUGAUCCGUCUCCGGCCUAUACCCCACCCAAAGCAGGGGGAAACGUAUACCCACCCAUGGGAUCGGGGUACCCGCCACAACCCGGCUAUGGUUUUCCCGGACAGCCAGGAUAUCCCCCGCCCCCUCAGGGAUACCCGGGUUACAUGCCGGCGCCUCAACAAGCCGCCCAGUUCUCACAACAAAGCACCAGCGUCGUGGUGGUGGGCGGGCAACAGCAGGCAACUGGCAACUGCCCGUAUUGCCUGCACGGCUUCACUAAGACGGAUUUUACCGCUAUCGGAAUUGUCAUUGCCAUCUUGUUCUUUCCGUUGGGCAUAAUUUGCUGCAUGUUCAUGACAGAGAGACGCUGUACCUCAUGCGGACGGGUAUGCUAGGGCUACAACGUUUCGAGCAGCAUGUGAUAGACUCUUUAUAUUGAGAUGUAUUUGUUUGUGUGUGCAUAACUUUAAUAUAUGAAAAUAUUUGGUACUGUAAAUUAAAAUAUAAUUGUAUGUUAUUUAAGAUUUGGUUAACUCCUUUACAUUUAAUCCAAUUUAAACGUGUUUUCAACGUUUUAUUCCACAUUAACAUAAACGCAUGACUUUGUAAAUGUUAUAUAUACAUUAAAUAUCGAGUGUU